AUGGGCUGGGCUCUGCCUGGGCUGGGCUCUGCCCCGGAAUUCCAAGGCUUUGCACUGUGUCCUGGCCUGCAGGGCUGUGACAAACAGUUCUUCAACGCUUCGCUGCAGUUCGAAAACAUGGACCAUCUGCUGGACUUCAUCAACAGUAAUACAUCCAAGCUCGGCAUCACUGUGGAGUACGCCACGCUGGCCGAAUACUUCGGUGCCUUGCACGCUGCCAAUGUCACCUGGCACGUCCGCGAUCACCAAGACUUCCUGCCCUAUUCCUCAGGUCCAUUUCAGGCCUGGACCGGCUUCUACACGUCCCGCAGCAGGCUCAAGAGGCUGGCAAGGCGAGCCAGCGCUCUGUUGUACGCCGGGGAGUCCAUGUUCACACGCUCCAUGUGGCCGGCCCCCCACCAGCACCUGGACCUGGACUGGGCCCUGAAACAGCUCCAGCAGCUCCGCUGGGCGGUCUCCGAGGUGCAGCACCACCAUGCCAUCACUGGGACUGAGACCCCCAAGGUGAGAGACAUGUACGUGAAGAAUCUGAGGUCAGGGAUGCAGGGUGUGCAUGAACUGAUGGCCUCCAUCGUCCAGGAUAGGACCCCUGCCUUCACAGACCCAGGAGCUGGGGGACACGUUGCCGUGGUCUACAACCCCCUGGCCUGGACGGUCACCACACUUGUUACCUUGACUGUGGGCUUCUCCAGGGUCAACGUCACAGAUGAGUCCGGCCGGCCAGUGGCUGCACAGGUCCAGGAAUCAAAGGAGAAGCACCCUGCUUACAACUUGCAUGUGCUGACCACAAUCCCAGGCCUCGGUUAUCGACACUACAGCAUCACGCGCACCCAGGGGACCCAAGAAGACACCAAGCAAUUGGGUACCAGUCUGGCUAGAACCUCCAACUUUGGCCGCAAGACAGAGACACAUGCUGGUCCACGGGGCAGGCACCUAAUUCGUGUGGAGAAUGACUGUUACACUUUGUUCCUUGACCGGGACACUAACUUGAUGCACAGCAUCUUGGAGAGAGAGAGUAACCGCACAGUGCGUGUGACCCAGGAGUUCAUGGAGUACCGUGUCAACGGUAAUUUGAGAUAUGGCCCUAUAUCUGAUAACAUUGUGUUUGUCCCCACCGACACUGCGAAGCGCCCAUGGAAAAGCGUGGGGAUGCAGAUUGUGGCAGGAAAGCUCAUGACGGAGAUCCGGCAGUUCUUCUACAGGAAGGUGAGGGACAGGAAUCACACAUAUGCCAUCUACUCGCGGCUCGCCCACGUGCCAGUCGGCCAUGGUGGGGAGCUGCUCUGCCGUCGAAUCGAGCAGGAGUACCGGGUGGGCCCCUUGGAGCUGAACUGCGAGGCCAUCCUGAGGACCAGCACCAGUCUCCACAACCGACAGGUCCUCUACUCGGACAGUAACGGCUACCAGAUGCAGCGGAGACUCUUCCGGGAACACACGAGCAACAGCAUCGCUCGGAAUUACUACCCCAUGGUUCAGUCCGCCUUCAUCGAGGACGGCCGAAGCAGGCUGGUGCUGCUGUCUGAGCAGGCACAUGGCGUCUCCAGCCAAGGGAACGGGCAGGUGGAGGUCAUGCUCCAUCGCCGGCUGUGGAACAACUUCGACUGGGCUCUGGAAUACGACCUCACACUGAACGACACCUCUGUUGUCCAGCCUGUGUUCUGGUUCCUGUUGGGACCCCGGCCGCUCACCACGGGCCUGCGCCGGAGGAGUGGGCUGGCGCUGCAGCACGCACCUGUAGUGGUGUUAAGAGAGCUGAAUGAGACUGCCCAGAAUCUCCCAGGCCCCCAGCAGCAAGAAGCCGUGACCCUGCCCCCAAGUCUUCACCUGCAGAUCCUGAGCAUCCCAGGCUGGAACUACAGCUCCAACCACACAGAGCACCUGCAGAACCUCCAGAAAGGCCAUCGAGGGAAGGCCAAGGUGGACCUCCGCCGUGUCCUGCUGAGGCUCCACCACCUGUAUGAGGUGGGGGAGGAUCCAGUCCUGUCUCAGCCAGUGAGUGUGAACCUGGAGGUCGUGCUGCAGGGGCUGGGGUCCGUGGUGGCGGUGGAGGAGCGCUCGCUCACAGGGACCUGGGAUGUGAGCACGCUGCACCGCUGGAGCUGGAGGACACAGGAUCGUCCCCACCGCAGAGACAGCUCCAGCUCUCACUCGGCACCCCCGCAAGGCACCAAGGUCACCAUCUACCCAAAGGAAAUCCGGACAUUCUUCAUCCACUUUCGUAGCAGUGAGCCCUUGGCCGACCCUGUGACUUCAGAGAGACCCCAGGGACCCCAGGAAAAGGAACGGGACCCAGGACAUGGAAAAGCAGCGUGGAGGGAUGAGGGGAGACCAGCUGCCCACCCGAUAGGCUAA
Molecule: messenger RNA, 2352 nt
Organism: Callorhinus ursinus (northern fur seal)
Lineage: Eukaryota; Metazoa; Chordata; Mammalia; Carnivora; Otariidae
Gene: MAN2B2
Product: mannosidase alpha class 2B member 2
Biological process (GO): mannose metabolic process
Cellular component (GO): lysosome
Molecular function (GO): alpha-mannosidase activity; carbohydrate binding
Source: RefSeq, a predicted model, not a curated record